Messenger RNA from Camellia sinensis, 888 nucleotides. NCBI's taxonomy places the organism in Eukaryota, Viridiplantae, Streptophyta, Magnoliopsida, Ericales, Theaceae. The record is from RefSeq and is a predicted model, not a curated record.
AAGAAAAACAGAGCUUUGAGGAAAGAAGAUAAUGGUAGCUUUGGUUUCUCGCACUGGAAGGGAUUUGCAGCGUUACAACAAAGGCCGUCGCCAAGUCGUUGGAUGCAUUCCAUAUAGAUACAGAGUAACAAGUCAAACACCCAUUGGGGAUGAGGAAAAAUUAGAAGUUCUUGUCAUUACUUCACAGCGAGAAGGCAAAGGCAUGUUGUUCCCAAAGGGAGGUUGGGAAGCAGACGAAUCCAUAGUAGACGCAGCUUUGCGAGAGACAGAGGAGGAAGCUGGAGUUGUUGGCACUCUAGAGGGUACAUUGGGUAAAUGGUGUUUCAAGAGCAAAACCCAAGAUGAAUACUAUGAAGGGCACAUGUUCCCCUUGCUUGUUCAGGAGGAACUUGAUUUUUGGCCCGAAAAAGACAUUCGCCAAAGAAUAUGGAUGACCGCGACUGAGGCAAGGGAGGUUUGUCAGCAUUGGUGGAUGAAGGAAGCCUUAGAUAGAUUAGUACGACGCCUCACAUCUGUGGAAAAGCGCGAAGAGGAAGAAGUAGUAGGACCAUGUUCUCUAAGCUAGCUCAGCAAAAAUCUUCUAAAAUUGUAAAUAGGAAAUUGUUGAGGGACUCAGACAUGGUUAGAGCAGAGGAGGAGUAAGAGUAUUAGAAUCAGAGCAAUCAAGAGAGAGGAACAACAACCCUGUUGAAAGGAUUGGAUUGGAAGACAAGUAGGAGGAGGAAACUGGGGUUGCUAUCUUGUUUCAUGUUGUUGGGUGGUUUCUAGUUUUGAUGGGUGUUAAAAUGAUGUACAUUAAUUUGUUGGAAACCAACAUAUAUAUUGAUUGAGAAUUAGAACCACCACAUCUUGAAAACAAAUACAGUACAUGAUAUUAGAUUCUGACCA